Tripterygium wilfordii is the source of this 1070-nucleotide messenger RNA. RefSeq names its product late embryogenesis abundant protein 46-like. The record is from RefSeq and is a predicted model, not a curated record. Bases 394 to 906 code for a protein of 170 amino acids. The transcript has a single exon. NCBI's taxonomy places the organism in Eukaryota, Viridiplantae, Streptophyta, Magnoliopsida, Celastrales, Celastraceae. Gene Ontology annotation, biological process: embryo development ending in seed dormancy.
CCACUUCUGUGGGCUAGGCUAGUAGGCCUGAUGGUGCUGAAGACAUUGGGCCGGAUCGAUAGCUACCUUGAGAGAGGGCUGAAUCAGUGAGCUUCUUCACCCAACAAAAUCCGAAGAGAACGAGUCCGAUAGAGACGAGAUGAUGACACGUGUAAAAACUGCUAAUCCGACACGUACUUUUUUGUAACUGCAAGUAUCUUAUCGUUCCAGAGUCUUUUGAGACGUGGCAAAAGCACGUGUCAGAAACAGCAUUAAAGGAGCGUCCACGUAUGCUCUUCAACGACACGUGUCAUUCCUGCAGAAACCAUGUAAACGUCUAUAUAAGUAACGGACUGGACUGUUAUCGCAACGAUCAUCCAUCGAAUCGUUGUUACACAGUACUUGCGAAACAAAAUGCAGAACAUCAAGGAGACAGCAGCUAACGUGGCGGCCUCAGCCAAGUCGGGCAUGGAGAAAGCCAAGGCCACGGCCCAAGAGAAGGUGGAGACGACGACGGCCCACGACCCAUUGCAGAAAGAAAUGGCAACCCAGAAGAAAGAUGAGAGGAUUAUGGAAGCAGAACUGAACAAGCAGGAGGCGCGUACACAUAACGCGGCAGUUAAACAUGGGGCUCAGACCCAUGGCCACACGGGCAUGACGACAAGUGGUGCCGGAGGGUACACGACCGGUGCACCAGGAACAACAACGUACUCUACGAGUGGGGUCCAUGGACAGGGAACCGGGGCCCACCAGAUGUCUGCCCUUCCUGGUCAUGGAACUGGACAGCCCCAUGGGCAGGUGACCGAGGGCGUGGUGGGAUCGCACCCAAUUGGGACCAACACUGGCACGGGUGGAACCACGGCUCAUAACACUGGAGUUGGCGGCACCGGUGCGACUGGCUAUGGGACUGGUGGUUCUUACAGUUGAGCUCUACAGACUUCAGUGUCAUUGUUGGAUAAGCCGAGUGUUGUAGGGGAGGCGUCUCUUGCUGGAAUUACUUGUUUCUUUUCUUUGUCCUCACCUUCGUGAGGAGGGUGUGUUGGUAUCUGUUGUUGUCACUCAUCUUAAAUAAAAGCAGUUCAAUUAUGUAA